This is a messenger RNA of Penicillium argentinense, 1215 nucleotides long. Its product is annotated as CDC50/LEM3 family protein. The record is from RefSeq and is a predicted model, not a curated record. Lineage: Eukaryota; Fungi; Ascomycota; Eurotiomycetes; Eurotiales; Aspergillaceae. The transcript is spliced from 6 exons. Bases 1 to 1215 code for a protein of 404 amino acids. Gene Ontology annotation, cellular component: endoplasmic reticulum; plasma membrane; Golgi apparatus.
AUGUCGCAGGCAGAUGUGACUCGCGCCGAGUCCAUCGAUGAACAGGAGCGCGCCCGCGCUGCCGAAGCCGACAAGAAGCCCAAGUCUCGGAGACCAGCCAACACCGCUUUUCGACAGCAGCGAUUGAAGGCCUGGCAACCGAUUUUGACCCCUAAAAGCGUUCUGCCUUUGUUCUUCAUUGUGGGCGUUCUUUUUGCCCCCAUUGGAGGUGUCUUGAUUUGGGCAAGCUCCCAAGUCCAAGAGCUAGUCAUCGAUUAUACCGACUGCGCCAAGAAUGCACCCACCGAGACAUGGGAAGGAAUCCCGGCCCAAGUGUCGGCUACUUUCUCAUCUAAAAACCAAGUACACACACCCUCAUGGAGACGAUAUAACGAGUCCGGCGACACCAUCUGCUCUCUUCAGUUUGAACUCCCGAACACGAUCGGACCACCGGUGUUCCUCUACUAUCGCCUCACCAAUUUCUACCAAAACCACCGCCGAUAUGUUCAGUCCCUUAACUUAGAGCAGUUGAAGGGUACUGCUGUUAAAAACAAUUCGGUCACGGGUGGCACGUGUUCUCCUUUGGCCUACUCCGAAGAGCACCAAAAGGCCAUUUAUCCUUGUGGUUUGAUCGCAAACUCCAUGUUCAAUGACAGUAUUCCCAAUCCCCAAUUCCUCUCAGCUGACGCUGGUCCGGAAGGGGUAACAUAUAACAUGACGAACAAAGGGAUUGCGUGGUCAAGUGACAAGAAUUUGAUCAAGAAGACAGCAUACAGCCAAUACGAUGUAGUACCCCCACCUAACUGGGUGCGUUACAACUACUCAGAAAACGGUAUUCCGGAUCUGCACGAAAACGAGGAGUUCAUGGUUUGGAUGCGUACUGCUGGACUGCCAUCCUUCAGCAAGUUGGCCCGCCGAAAUGACGACGAACCCAUGGCCAAGGGUACCUACCAGCUCAAUAUCACUGAUUUCUUCGAUGUUUCCCAAUUCUCUGGAACAAAGGCGAUUCUCAUCUCGACCCGCACCGUUGUUGGCGGGAAAAACCCCUUCAUGGGAAUUGCUUAUGUCGUUGUAGGAGGUGUUUGCGUGCUCCUAGGGGCUUUAUUCACCAUUGCCUACUUAGUACGGCCCAGAAAACUGGGUGAUCACACCUAUUUGACCUGGGAUUCUACCAACCAGCCUACUACAGCAAUGGCUACAGGGCGAGAUGAUCGGAUGCGACCCAGCGCUCCCUAG